Molecule: messenger RNA, 922 nt
Organism: Octopus bimaculoides (California two-spot octopus)
Lineage: Eukaryota; Metazoa; Mollusca; Cephalopoda; Octopoda; Octopodidae
Product: small ribosomal subunit protein mS37
Biological process (GO): mitochondrial translation
Cellular component (GO): mitochondrion; nucleoplasm; mitochondrial ribosome
Molecular function (GO): RNA binding
Source: RefSeq, a predicted model, not a curated record
ACUACGGUAAUCGGAAAUAGGUUUGAAGGUUGAAGCUUUUAAGCAUGCUGUCUCUUGGAACUGAACCAUCGUCUUCUUCAUAAUCUUGUCUGUGGUUUAGUCUGGGUUAUAUCCUACUUUAGGGGGAACUUCUGAGUGGUGUCUCGACCUGGUAGAAAUAGCAAUCACAACAACAGAAUCGAUCUUCAAAUGACGAGGCUUACAGAAGUAUUAAAUCGUGGCCGACGACCCGGUUACCAUGGGAAAUUCACCAAUUACAAAGAAGUGUUUCCCUAUAAAAUGCCUUUGCCUCCGAUCCUUAAAGACAGUGUAUCGAAUAAGAAAGACAAAUCCAAAGCUGCACCCUGCCUUGAGGAAAUUGGAUUGUUGCUGACUUGCUGGAAGUCUUCAGAUUUUUCCAUGAAAGGAUGCGAGAAGGAAGUAAAGGCGUUUAACAAAUGCUAUGCGGCGUCUACGAAUCAACCUCCUCAAACUGGAAACAAACUUUCCGCAGCAGAAGUGAACAAAUUACUCAAGAAGUUUCCUCAGCCUCCACACUCAUACAAGUAGAUGAUUCAGUGAAAGGUUUUUAACAAGUGAACAGCAUGUGUGAAGGGUCCAGUGUUCAAUUCACAUCAGAUGUCUACACAAUGCUUCAUGUGUUCCUCAUGCCAAUGUCAGCAAAUUGAAGAAUAUUCCAGUUGCAGUAGUAUUAAGGUGUCUAGCUGGCAAAAUCAUUGGAGCAUUGGCAAAAAUGCCUUGUAGCAUUCAUUCUGACCCUUUACGGUCAAUGGUAUCAACUAGCCCCUUCCCUCAAAAUUUCUGGCCUUGUGCCAAAAUUUGAAAUAAUUAUUAUUAUUAAUAACAUUAUGCUGUGAUGAUCUGUUUGAAAGUGAGAAAUGACCUGAAAGAAAUUUGGAAUAAAAGAUUGUAAAUAAAGCAA